AUGCAAUUGAUCGUCGCCGUAUUUGCGGGCGCGAUUGCGUGUCGCCUGGGAAGUGCCGCGGCUAACAUUCAGAUCCCGCUGCAGGCCCUCGAUGCCAGAGCCGAGCUCGCUCACUCGCCGCCUCACUACCCCUCGCCAUGGAUGGACCCCAAGGCCACCGGCUGGGAGGAGGCCUACGCCAAGGCCAAGGCCUUUGUCUCCCAGCUGACGCUGCUGGAGAAGGUCAACAUCACGACCGGCACGGGAUGGAUGAGCGGUCCCUGCGUCGGCAACGUCGGCGCCGUCCCGCGUCUGGGACUCAAGGCCCUGUGUAUGCAGGACGGCCCUCUGGGCCUGCGCUUCUCCGACUACAACAGCGCGUUCCCCGUGGCCGUCACUUCGGGUGCCACCUGGAGCAAGCACCUAUGGCGCGACCGUGGCAAGGCCAUGGGUGAGGAGGCCAAGGGCAAGGGCGUCGACGUGCUGCUCGGCCCCGUUGCCGGCCCCAUUGGCCGUGCCCCCGAGGGCGGUCGCAACGCCGAGGGCUUCGGUGCCGACCCGUAUCUGCAGGGUCAGGGCCUUGCCAGCACGUCGGUUGGCAUCCAGGAGGCCGGUGUUGUUGCCUGCGCCAAGCACUACGUCGCCAACGAGCAGGAGCACUUCCGCCAGUCGGGCGAAGCCCAAGGCCGCGGCUUCAACAUCUCCGAGUCCCUCUCGUCCAACAUCGACGACAAGACCAUGCACGAGCUGUACGCGUGGCCCUUUGCCGACGCCGUCAAGGCUGGUGUCGGCUCCAUUAUGUGCUCGUACAACCAGAUCAACAACUCGUACGGCUGCCAAAACUCCAAGCUCCUCAACGGCAUCCUCAAGGGCGAGAUGGGCUUCCAGGGCUUCGUCAUGAGCGACUGGCAGGCUCAGCACGCCGGUGCUGCCACCGCCGCCGCCGGUCUCGACAUGACCAUGCCCGGCGACACCACUUUCAACACCGGCUACAGCUACUGGGGUGGCAACCUGACCCUCGGUGUCAUCAACGGCACCGUCCCCGAGUGGCGCAUCGACGACAUGGUGAUGCGCAUCAUGGCCGCCUACUUCAAGGUCGGCAGGACCCUCGAGAACCAGGUGCCCACCAACUUCAACUCGUGGACCCGCGACAGCUACGGCUGGGAGGACCAGGCCGCCAAGGAGAACUGGGGCCUCAUCAACCAGCAGGUCGACGUUCGCGCUAACCACGCCAACCACAUCCGCGAGUCGGCCGCCAAGGGCACCGUCAUCCUCAAGAACUCGGGCGUGCUGCCCCUUGAGAAGCCCAAGUUCGUCGCUGUCGUCGGCGAGGACGCUGGCGCCAACCCCAAGGGCCCCAACGGCUGCCCUGACCGCGGCUGCGAUGACGGCACUCUGGCCAUGAUCUGGGGUUCCGGCACCUCCAACUUCCCGUACCUCAUCACACCCGAUAGCGCCCUGCAGGCUCAGGCCAUCAAGGACGGCACCCGGUACGAGAGCAUCUUGACCAACUACGCCUGGGCGGAGACCAAGGCCCUCGUCACUCAGCCCAACGUCACCGCCAUCGUCUUUGCCAACGCCGGCGGCGGCGAGGGCUACAUCGACGUGGACGGCAACGCCGGUGACCGCAAGAACCUGACUCUGUGGAAGAACGGCGAUGACCUCAUCAAGAACGUCUCGUCGGUCAACCCCAACACCAUUGUCGUCCUGCACACGUCUGGCCCCGUUCUGGUCACGGACUGGUACAACAACCCCAACAUCACCGCCAUUGUCUGGGCUGGCAUGCCGGGACAGGAGUCGGGCAACUCUCUGACGGACAUUCUCUACGGCAAGACGAGCCCCGGCCGAUCUCCCUUCACCUGGGGCCCGACUCGCGAGAGCUACGGCACCGACGUCCUGUACAAGCCCAACAACGGCAACGGCGCGCCGCAAGACGACUUCACUGAGGGCAACUUCAUCGACUACCGUCACUUCGACAAGGCGGCGCCCAACAAGGGCGACAAGGGCGCUCCCAUCUACGAGUUCGGCUUCGGCCUCUCCUGGGGCGAGUUCAAGUACUCGCAGCUUAAUGUGCAGAAGCACAACGUCCGCCCCUACCAGCCCACGACCGGCAAGACCAUCAAGGCCCCCGAGUUUGGCAACUUCAGCACCGACCUCAAGGACUACGCCUUCCCCAAGGGCAUCCGCUACAUCUACCAGUGGAUUUACCCGUGGCUCAACUCGACCGAGUCGGGCAAGGAGGCGUCGGGAGACCCCCAGUACGGCAAGACUGCCAAGGAGUUCCUCCCGCCUGGCGCCAUUGACGGGUCGCCGCAGCCCCGACAGGGUGCCUCGGGUGCUCCCGGUGGCAACCGCCAGCUGUGGGAUGUGCUCUACACCGUCAACUGCGUCAUCACCAACACCGGGUCGCGCAUGUCGGACGAGGUGCCGCAGGUGUACGUCAGCCUGGGUGGCAAGGGCGAGCCCGUGCGGGUGCUCCGCGGCUUCGAGCGGAUCGAGCGGAUCGCGCCUGGCCAGUCGGUGCAGUUCCGCGCGGAGCUGACGCGCAGGGACGUGAGCAACUGGGACGUGGCCAGCCAGAACUGGGUCGUCACCAAGGAGCCCAAGACGGUGUAUGUCGGCAGCAGUUCGAGGAACCUGCCCCUGAAGGCGAGGCUGGAUUAG
Purpureocillium lilacinum is the source of this 2643-nucleotide messenger RNA. RefSeq lists its product as uncharacterized. Gene Ontology annotation, molecular function: beta-glucosidase activity. The record is from RefSeq and is a predicted model, not a curated record. Lineage: Eukaryota; Fungi; Ascomycota; Sordariomycetes; Hypocreales; Ophiocordycipitaceae. Gene Ontology annotation, biological process: glucan catabolic process.